Vicia villosa (hairy vetch) is the source of this 783-nucleotide messenger RNA. RefSeq names its product glucan endo-1,3-beta-glucosidase 7-like. The transcript has 4 exons. The record is from RefSeq and is a predicted model, not a curated record. Bases 37 to 543 code for a protein of 168 amino acids. Lineage: Eukaryota; Viridiplantae; Streptophyta; Magnoliopsida; Fabales; Fabaceae.
UUUAUUUAUGUAUAUAAGAGUCCUUAUUAAAAUGAGAUGAACACCACAAAACUUAGAGAAAAGAAGAAGAGAAUCAUUGAAAAGUUGUUAGCAGCUAUGUCAUCAUCAAUUGGCUCUAUUCUCACCAUGGUUCUGUUGGUUUUGGUUCUUGCAGCAGGAAUAACUCUCAAGUUUGGUAAUGGACAAGAUCAAGAACCACAUUGGUUUAAGUUUGACAAAGAGGCUAAGACAGAUGAAAGAGUUCCAAAAGGCGGAAUAGUCAUUUCUGGAAAGAGCUGGUGCAUUGUCAGCCCAUCUUUAACCGAGGAACAGCAGAAUGUUGUCCUUGAUAUGAUUUGUGUCAGAUAUUAUUGCGCCCCUGUGUAUUAUGGUGGAGAGUGUUUAGAACCUAAUAACAUAUACAACCAUGCCUCUGUUGUUUUGAGUAAGCACUAUAUAACUCUUGGAAGUGAUUUAAGCAUCUGUAAUGCUUUUGGUGGCAUCGUUGUUAUUACCGAUCCAAGUUAUGGCAACUGCGACUAUGGCUUGGGGUGGCAUAAAUAGAAGAGAAUAUAUUAUUAAUAAACAUGAUGCGUGCUAAAGUUCUAUCAAAACGUUGCAAUGUUCAGCAUAUUUAUUACUUUUAUUUUUUAUGUGUGUGAUAUGAUUUUUCUCUUUACUAAACAUGAUGUCUUAGAUCUCUCAAAAUGGUUUGUUUACUUUGUUUUUAUCCGAAGGGAAAUUUUUUUUCUUUUAAUGUUAUUGUUAUUAAUUAAAUUUAAUGUUGCAUAUGUGGCUUUCUCA